AUGGCCAAGUGGCUCCGGGAGUACCUGGGCCGGGGGGCCCGGCGCUCCCCCCCCCGCCCGCCCCAACCAGACUACAGCGGCGGCGAGCGCCGCCCCACCGGCACCGGGAGCGGCGCUGCCUCCCCUCGGCACCGGCUGGUGCGGGUGGGGGGCGCGGGGCCGGGGGGCGGCCCCCGCCGGCUGGAGCAGGGCCCCGGAGAGAGCGAGUACUCAGAGCCCUUCGAGGGGGAGCAGGACCCAGCGCCCGAGGGUGGCUGCGAGGAGCCUGGUGAGGCCGCAGGGUGCCCCCGGCAGGGCGAGGGCCGGCGGGCGAGGCCACGGCGGGGACCCCAACUCUACGACACCCCCUCCGAGGAGUGGGAGACGGCGGGGGAGGGUCCCGGGGUGCCCACCGCCCGGGAGAGCCGCCUGCCCCGCGACGACGAGCGCCCGGCCGACGAGUACGACCAGCCCUGGGAGUGGAAGAAGGAUCACAUCUCGCGGGCGUUCGCAGUGCAGUUUGAGAGCCCCGAGCGCUCCCCCAGCCUGUCCCGGCAGCUGCCGCGGCCCCCCCGGCCCCCCACAGGUGCCAGGCCCGGCUGCCCCCCCAGCCCCAGGCACGUGGACACCUCGCUGCCCCUGGAGAAGCAGGCGUGGUACCACGGUCCCAUCGGGCGGGCGGGCGCCGAGACGCUGCUGGCGCUGUGCCGCGAGGGCAGCUUCCUGGUGCGGGACUGCGAGACCAGCCCCGACGACUACUCGCUCUCGCUCCGGAGCAGCCAUGGCUUCGUGCACGUGAAGCUCACGCGGACGCGGGAGCAGCACUUCGUGCUCGGCCGCGCCGGGGCCGCCUUCCCCUCGGUGCCCGAAGCCGUGCGGCACUACACGGCGCGGGCGCUGCCCGUCCGGGGCGCCCGCCACCUCUCCCUGCUCUACCCCGUGGCUGCGCAGCCCCUCUGAGCCCAGCGCCGCUGAGGACCCCCCAGCCGUGCCCCCACCCUGCCCCGGUCCCCUCAUUAAAAGCCGACGCGCAGCCCCAA
This is a messenger RNA of Tyto alba (common barn owl), 1019 nucleotides long. It is a transcript of the gene SHD, whose product is annotated as Src homology 2 domain containing transforming protein D. Gene Ontology annotation, molecular function: phosphotyrosine residue binding. The record is from RefSeq and is a predicted model, not a curated record. The transcript is spliced from 7 exons. NCBI's taxonomy places the organism in Eukaryota, Metazoa, Chordata, Aves, Strigiformes, Tytonidae. Bases 1 to 939 code for a protein of 312 amino acids.